UCCCGCUCUACACUGGAGAGACAGGACAAGACAAGAGAACAUUCUCUCUCCUGAGUUCACUUAGCAUAGUGGAGAAAGGGGAGCCGGAGACAGGUUUAUUGUAAAGCUUAAGACACACGCUUUCGUUGUCUCUGUUUAGACAUGGCAAGGUAAGCUGAAGACGGAUGGGAAGCAAUUUUUUUGGUUUUUAAUCUGAAAAUUUUGCUUCUCUUGGAUGAUUAAAACACUGGGUGAUGAGAAAUUGAACUCUAAGGGACAUUUGGAGCUUGUGUUUUGGUCUUGUUUGAUGGGUUUGUUUGCUUUUUUUCUUUUUGUUGCCCUGGUUUUGAUGGGUAUAUUUUUUUCGUUUUUUGCCCCAUAAUUUCUCCCUGGAAAUGGAAAUGGUAGCUGAUGAUUAUGGCUUCUCUGGUUUCUUAACAUUCAGUCUUUUCAAGUCGUAUUGGUUAAUGGGGUUCUUUUGGCAUUGCUAUUUGUUGCCCUUUCCUUUGAUGAUUUCAAAGUUUCCCCAAAUCUAAUCUCUGUAAAUGGAAAUGUUAUCUGAUGUUCAUAAGUGCUGUGGUUUUUUCGCAUUCGGUUUUUUCAAGUAGUGUUGUCUCUGUGCCAUUAACGGGAACAGUUUCUGUGCUGUUUAGUGUUUACAUUGAUAGAUGGUGUUUUUGCAGAGCUUGGCUUAUCGAUAGUAGAACAAUUGCAAGGAAAGUGAGAAAUCCCGCUCGAGCUUCUGUUUAUCAAAUCAAAGGCUAUGGAGCAAAUUGUGAAUGCCCAAAUUGUCACCAUUUUAUAGAUAACGGUGAUGUUUCUCAUGAUUGGCCUGGACUUCCUGCUGGUGUGAAGUUUGAUCCAUCUGAUGCAGAGAUUUUAGAACAUUUAGCUGCUAAGUGUGGUGUUGAAGGCUCAAAACCGCACGCAUUCAUUGAUGAAUUCAUUCCUACAUUGGUUGAGGACAAAGGGAUUUGCUACACUCACCCUGAAAACCUUCCUGGUGCUAAGAAAGAUGGAAGCAGUAUCCAUUUCUUUCAUAGAACGAUCAAUGCCUAUGCUACUGGUCAAAGGAAGCGUCGCAAGGUCCACAGUGAACAAGGUUCGACUGAGGAGCAUGUCCGCUGGCACAAGACGGGCAAGACUAAACCUGUGAUGGAAAAUGGAAUACAGAAAGGCUACAAGAAGAUUAUGGUUCUUUAUAAAAACACAAAGAAGGGGUCCAAGCCUGAUAAAUCCAACUGGGUGAUGCAUGAGUACCAUCUAGGCACUGAUGAAGAUGAAAAAGAGGGGGAAUAUGCGGUCUCCAAAAUUUUGUACCAACAGCAAAAGCAAACUGACAUGAAUGAUGAUGGCCUUACUAUUGAAGAUUCUGAUAUUUUGGCACAUAAUACUAGUCCAAGGACCCCCAUAGCAAAUCCUCCCAAUCCACCACGGCCGAAGAUAUCUGAUGCAUUUGAUGAUACUGUAGACGAGAAGGUUUUUCAUUCUGUCCAGGAAGAAGACAUUAUUAAAGGAGCAUCUCAUAUCCCUGCACAUUGUGUUCAUCAGAAUGAGGUCGGAGACCCUGCAUGGUUGGCUGGAGAAUCUCAGGGAGUGGAAAAUCCUGAUUUUAGUGGCAUCCAUGAUUCUUUGUUGUGCAAAGAAAUUUUCGAUUCUUCUUCACUCUUCCUUAAUGGUUCAACACUAAAUAAUAUCUCAUACUGUGGCACUGCUAGCAAUACAAAACAAUUGACUGGAAAUAAUGAUAGUAAUAAGAACAACAACAAUGCACCUUGUGGAAUUGCUGACCUCGAGAACCUGGAUUUCGACACUCCACCAGAUUUCCAGCUAGCUGAUCUGCAGUUCAGUUCUCAGGAUCUGCAGUUUAGUUCUCAGGAUAGUAUUCUUGGUUGGAUUGAUCAAUUAUGAAGAUAGUAAGAUGCACAAUUGGGCUAAACCUCCCACCAACAACAUGGCUUACCAUUUUGUUGUGCCAUCCCAGAUUCUGGUUGAAGCUGUCUGGUUUUGCCAGCAUUUUCUGCAGCAGCACAAUGAUGACGGCUUCUUUGCUUUUUCAGCAUUGGCGUUCUCCUGUUUCUGGUUCUUGCAGUGUAUGGAAGUCCACCAAGUUCAAAAUAUGAGGUUUUGUGGUUGUUACGGAGUGUUUAGCUGUGUGCAAAAUAUAAUCAAAAUGGUUUUUGUGCUUUGGCCUCUGUCUAAGUGUUGUAUAGUGUACUGAUGCUAUGAUUGACAAUGGAUGUUUUCAAGGGACCUAUUGCCCUAGAUAAAUUUGUUGCUUCCAUGGCUGUUAAAGCAGAUCCCAUUAGCUACUCAGAAUGUAAAAACCAUGGAAGCGACAAAUGAAUCUUGGUGGCAGGAUCUCCAAGAUGGUUCUAGCUAAGAUCCUUAGUGAAACUUGAAUAUGUUGAAGUAUUUUAGAGGAAAUCUUGGUUUGUAUAGUUGAAGAAAAACUUCACACAAUUAUAACUAUGACUUUACUAUUUUCAA
Molecule: messenger RNA, 2469 nt
Organism: Manihot esculenta (cassava)
Lineage: Eukaryota; Viridiplantae; Streptophyta; Magnoliopsida; Malpighiales; Euphorbiaceae
Product: NAC domain-containing protein 73
Exons: 5
Coding region: 541-1890 (449 amino acids)
Biological process (GO): regulation of DNA-templated transcription
Cellular component (GO): nucleus
Molecular function (GO): transcription cis-regulatory region binding; DNA-binding transcription factor activity
Source: RefSeq, a predicted model, not a curated record